AGAAAGGUAACCCAUGAGACCCGCACAGAACAAAUAUGUACUUGCACUUUGGAACUGUUGAUCCAGCGGCUCUCUAUCGCCGAGCAUCAGCAACGUCGUCGCGGAGCUUAAAGAAAAUGGCAAACCACUGCUUCUUCCCUGCCCUCGGUCUGCUGGGAUGUCUCCUCUUCGCUGAAUGUGCAGUUUUUAUAAAUCAGGAAGAAGCAAGUACCGUUUUGCAUCGACACAGGAGAUUCAACACGGGGCGACUUGAAGAAGUGCUCCAGGGAAGCCUGGAGCGAGAAUGCAUGGAAGAAGUCUGCAGUUACGAAGAAGCAAGAGAAGUGUUUGAAAAUGAUGAGAAAACAAUGGCAUUUUGGACAGUAUACAUUGAUGGAGAUCAAUGUGAGUCCAACCCCUGCAAGAAUGGAGGGCGUUGCAAAGAUGACACAAAUGACUACGUCUGUUGGUGUCCAGGUGGUUACGAAGGAAAGAACUGUGAAUUAGAUGCUACCUGCAGUACAAAGAAUGGAGGAUGCAAACAGUUUUGCAAGGAUGAUGAAGCAGGGAAAGCAGUUUGCUCUUGUGUCACGGGAUACAAGCUGAAGGAAGACCUGAAAACCUGUGAGCCAACAGUGACCUUUCCCUGCGGAAAAAUCCAAGCUGCAGAAGCCCUGACUAAAUUCACUCGCUCAUCUCCAUCAAACACUUGGAACUCCUUAAAUGAAACUGCUGACAACUGGGAGGAAGGCUACAACAGCACUCGGGUGUCCCUUCGGCUUGGGCACCGUAUUCGGGUGGUUGGUGGCAUGGAAAGCAAGAAAGGAGAAGUUCCAUGGCAGGUUUAUGUGCUCAACUCCGAACAGAAAGGAUUCUGUGGAGGCACGAUCAUCAAUGAAAAGUGGGUCGUCACGGCAGCUCAUUGCCUUGAGUUUCAGCCACAAACAAUUGUAGCGGGUGAACACAACGUGAAUGCUGUGGACAAUACCGAACAAUAUCGCAACGUGGCUCGGGCAAUCCCUCACCCUACAUACAAUGUGACUAACAAGUACCACAACGACAUCGCCCUCCUUGAGUUGGACGCCCCUUUGGAGUUCAACCAUUAUGUCAUCCCGAUUUGCCUUGGAGACAGAGAGUUCACAAACAACCUCCUUAAGUUUGGGCUGGGCACCGUGAGCGGGUGGGGGAAACUGGCUUUCCAAGGCAGGGAGGCAAGCAUCCUACAGGUGCUGCACAUCCGGUUUAUUGACCGACCAACCUGUCUGAGGAGCAGCAGUUAUCCCAUCAUGCAGAAUAUGUUCUGUGCAGGCAUUCCUGACGAAGCCAAGGAUACUUGCCAAGGAGACAGUGGUGGUCCAUAUACCACGGACAUUGACCAUGUAUGGUUUUUGACGGGGAUCACCAGCUGGGGGGAGCAAUGUGCUAAGAAGGAUAAAUUUGGAAUCUACACCAGAGUUUCCAGGUAUGUUAAGUGGAUAAGAGAGACCACGAGACCUACAUAAACUAAUCCAAACCCCAAACAGAGUUCUGCUUCCUUUCUCAAGAACCCUACAAUUGUGGAACAGGGAAUCCACAUGGACCUGUAACUACUUCACUGAAAUAGUUUUAGAGAAUUAAAAUCAUAGGAUGGUUGUAUAUAAGAAUUGGAAAGGACUUUGGAGAUCGGUUGGUCCAGCCCCUUGCUCAGUGCUGGAAUCCUAUCCCAUGUUUUAAAAAAGAGAAAAAAGGAUGAUAAGGGAAAUGCUUUUUGUAUGAGCAAAGAAAAUUAGAGGCACAACAGCCCAGUGGGUAAAAUACUUAGUUUGGAUCACUAAGUUUUACAUUCAAGAACCAAGGCAGGAGAGUUUUCCAUACAGUAUGUUCCCUAUCAUUUUCUAUUAAAUACUUGUUUCACCAAGUUGCUAACGCAGCUAAAUGCAGUAUUGGAAAGCGCAUGGGAAAAUUAACAGGCAUGUGCGUUAAUGAGCUCUCGGUGCAUUUAUUAUGCUUUGUGAUGGGGCGUAAUAAAACCAGAAAUGAAUUGCAA
Messenger RNA from Candoia aspera, 2005 nucleotides. RefSeq names its product coagulation factor IX-like. Gene Ontology annotation, biological process: zymogen activation; blood coagulation. The transcript has 8 exons. NCBI's taxonomy places the organism in Eukaryota, Metazoa, Chordata, Lepidosauria, Squamata, Candoiidae. The record is from RefSeq and is a predicted model, not a curated record. The coding region runs from base 36 to 1481 and encodes 481 amino acids. Gene Ontology annotation, molecular function: calcium ion binding; serine-type endopeptidase activity. Gene Ontology annotation, cellular component: extracellular region.